Molecule: messenger RNA, 1326 nt
Organism: Mercurialis annua (annual mercury)
Lineage: Eukaryota; Viridiplantae; Streptophyta; Magnoliopsida; Malpighiales; Euphorbiaceae
Product: ethylene-responsive transcription factor ERF062
Exons: 1
Coding region: 11-1195 (394 amino acids)
Biological process (GO): regulation of DNA-templated transcription
Molecular function (GO): DNA-binding transcription factor activity; DNA binding
Source: RefSeq, a predicted model, not a curated record
UCUUUGUAUUAUGUUCUCUUUUCCUUCACCAAAAUUAUUAAAUAUGGAAGAAGAACAGUUUCCAAAAAUGGAAAGCUUGGUGUACAAGGAAUUAAAGUAUUUUUCUGAUCCAGUCAUUUGGAAUUCAGUAAUCGGUCAUCACGAGAGUAUUCAUCGCGAAAAUUGCCCGAAAUCGCCAUCAACGUCUCCCGAAAGACGGUUUUCGAGCUCCGAUUCGUGUUCUUCAGCUGAAGAUCAAGCUUCAGGUACUAGUAAUUUGAUGAAUAAUAAUAUUCCUGGAUUUGUUGAUCACGAUACUCUUUCCAAACAAAACCAUGCAAGUUCCUUAUUCCUUUCAGGCUUGAAUAGUUAUAUUCCUGUAAAUUUCUUAGAAUCUUUUCCAAAAAUAAACCAAGUUUCAAAUAUUCAUCAUCAACCGUCUGAUAAUUCUCCAUCAGAAUUUCCAAAUUUGACUUUGUUUUUACAAGAUCCUACCAUAUUAUUAGAUCCAUCAUCCAAACCAAAUCUUGAUUCAAUCAGUACCGAUUUUUCAAUGCCUCAUCUUAAAAAACUUAAUCAAAACUUGACAAACACUCCACAGAAAUUAGGGUUUAAUGAAUACACCUGGCUUAGCGCCACCAAGACACAACCCAUGAAAUACACAGGGAGAAAACCGGCCGGCAGCGUGUCGGCGGUGUCACCGGGAAAGCUGUUCAGAGGAGUGAGACAAAGGCAUUGGGGAAAAUGGGUGGCAGAAAUAAGAUUACCAAGGAACAGAACUAGGGUUUGGUUGGGAACAUUUGAUACAGCAGAAGAAGCUGCUAUAGCUUAUGAUACAGCAGCUUAUAUGUUACGUGGGGAUUACGCAAACUUGAAUUUUCCAGAUCUUAAACAUGAAUUGAAGGCGAAUUCGUUGAAUGGAUCAACAGCAGCACUUCUUGAAGCAAAAUUACAAGCAAUUUCACAAGCUCAGAGUCAGAAAAACAAUCUUGAUCCAUCAAUAUCAUCAUCAUCAUCAUCAACAACAAAAAAUGUAAAGCUUGAAAAAGGAACAAAUUUAGGUCAAAACCCUUCAAGAAAAGUUGACCACCAUCAUCAUGAUCAUCAUAUCGAAACUGUGGAAGCAACUAAUCAUGUGGAUGCUGUUCAGUUGAGCAGAAUGCCAUCUUUGGAUAUGGACAUGAUUUGGGAUGCUUUAUUAGUCUCUGAUUCAUGAGUUAAUAGAUACACAUGUUUUCAUUUUUUUAAGGUAAAAUGCAUAUUUAGGUUUCUGUAUUUGUCGACUUUUUGACAUUGAAUCCAUGCACUUUUAUUUACUAGCAUUGAGUAAAUUUUUAAUUUUGUAGA